Archocentrus centrarchus (flier cichlid) is the source of this 2031-nucleotide messenger RNA. It is a transcript of the gene ccdc28b, whose product is annotated as coiled-coil domain containing 28B. NCBI's taxonomy places the organism in Eukaryota, Metazoa, Chordata, Actinopteri, Cichliformes, Cichlidae. The record is from RefSeq and is a predicted model, not a curated record.
AUGGAAGACAAGCGCAAGAAGCGGAGCCCAAAAGUGUCUCCCCAACCGCCUCCACCUCCCAUCAACCCCCGCAAGCUCUCCGUCCUUCCUGCCAGCAAAAGUGCCACCUUCUCCCUCGGCCUGCCGCAGCCUCCUUCUCCCAAGAACAGAGGCAAGUAUAAAAGAUCCAUAGGAGCGCCGGGACAGCCCAAAGAGGUGUUUGCAGCCGUCUUAGCUCCACCAAAGAUCACCAGACCCCACAGGGAGAAGCCCAAGGCCCCCCAGCCAGCAGGGCCCAGUAAAGUACUCCAGUCGUCCCCCUUGCAGCACUCCUUCCUUACAGAUGUCUCAGAUGUGAGAGAGAUGGAGGGAGGCCUCCUCAACCUCCUCAACGACUUUCACUCAGGCAAACUGCAGGCUUUCGGUAAAGUAUGCUCCUUUGAGCAGCUCGAACAUGUGCGGGAGAUGCAGGAAAAGCGGGCACGACUGCACUUCAGCCUCGAGCAUGUGGAGGAGCUUUCUGAGGACCAGAGGAAAUGUGCCUCCGACCACAACCUGGAACACCUGCUCUGCAAUCUGGAGGAACUCAGCACCUCAAUACAAAAGCUCCACUUGGCUGAGAACCAGGACCUGCCCAAGACAUCUGGUCCCUGACACAGUGAGGUGUACGGGAUGGCAACCACGCAGUCAUCUAACAUGGAAUCGAUCCAGCUGCCUUAGUAACAGGAUGGAAAGAUCAACGGGAGGAGGAGGGGCUAAUUUUUCCAUUUGGUCAGUGAAGCUGAGGGAACAAAGCAAGCAGCAGAGCAUUAACUGAUCAGUCAAAAUCACAAACCUGUCAUUCAUAACACACACACACACACACACACACACACACACACACACACACACACACACACACACACACACACACAAAAAAAAUAACCGGAUGUUUAAUUGAUCAGGACUCUGUGAUAAUACAUUUUAUGUCAGCUUUUUUUCCUUGGCUUCAGGUGGUAGUUACAUCAUUUAAGAAAUAACUUGAAUCCAGGGGAGUGAACUCAUUGGCUCAGUUUUUCAUGCCAAAAAAAUAAAAAGCACAUUUAAAGAGAAUUUUAAAUAUUUAUAUUGGUUCCUUUUAUUGUAUUAUGCCUAAUCUGUUACACAUGCCAUCUAAAUUUAUGCAUCUGUAAGCAAAGGUAAAGAAUUUGCACAUUUAAGUAGCAAACAUGUUUAGCCAUUUUGACAGCACCACUGUGGCUAGCUCUGAAGUUUAAAGGGAGUUUUGCUCUUAUUCUGAAAGCACUCCCUCAUUUUUAUAUCUUUGCUAAAAGUUUUGUUAAUGGAAAACAGUGGAUGUGGAAAACAAAAGUAUGUUUACGUGUAUAUCGCAGAUAUCAAUUUUGAUUAUGUGCAGUUUAGCUACUGUAUUUGACAGGAUUGCCUUUAGGCUUUUUUUCUUUUUGAAUGAAUGAAUACCCAGUAGCAGCUUCCCUCCAAGCACAAGCUAGUCCCCCCUGCUACUGAAACGCUGUUAAAAAAAAAAAAAUCACGUACUGUCGCAUGAAGGUUAAACAGCGAGUUUGUUCACUCUGUCACAGGAAGAAAUUCACUCGGAUAUACUGUACGUUGCUUAGUGAUUUGCAGCUGGCAUAAAUUUUCUAAACAGUGCUAUUUCAAAAUGGCAGCUACUUUCAUAUGAAGGUGCAAGGAUUAUGAUUUGUUUUAUUAAAUUACAAGCCCAUGCGUACCUUGGAGAUAUUAGUGUUCGUUGUUAACCAUCGAAGCAUUUUAAAGCAAUGCUAUUAUUAAAAAAUGUGAGCCCCUUUUUCUUUUUAUUGUGUGCUAAGCCUACCUCUUUUCCAAAGCCUUUGAACGGUCCUUUUUCAAGGAUUCUUCACAGCCAGCUAUUUUAUCAUUUUAUGUAUGGAGUCAUCAUCAGAAGGCUAGUUAUGGUUAGCUUUUACUCAACAUGUCAUGUGAAUGAGGCAUAAAGAAUAACAAAAAAAAAAUCACUUGGAAGAAGCUUGUGUUUCCAGUAACUGCACCCAAUAAUAAAGCUAUAUUAGAUUA